AGAGGUUGCAAACCAUAUACAUGUAAAUGUCUGUGCUGCGAACUGUGUAAAAAUCCAUUAGCUUGAUAAUGAACACGGCGCUGAAGCGUUGGAGGGAGGCGGCUACAGUCAUUUUAGCCGCAGGACACAAGCUCGGCGCGGAAGGGUUAUCAUGUCGGACUCCGGGGGUCGGCGGUGACGGAGGGUCACUCCUGCACCACAGGUCCGACUUUGAUUACGACGUUUUAUUGCUCAAACGCAGCUCCAAGAGCGGAUUUAUGCCUAAUGCCUAUGUGUUUCCUGGCGGCAUGGUCGACUCUUCGGACUUUUCAAGCGACUGGUUGGACGUUUUCAAAUCCUUCACUAGCUCCCCCAGUUUUGGGUUAAGAACAGUAAAGCAGCCCGUGGAGCGCAGACCCCCAAUCUUCGCGACUGACCGCCGAAAACUGGGCUCCCCUGUUCCGGGAGAGGUCGCCCUGAGGAUCUGCGACGUGAGGGAGACGUUUGAGGAAUCCGGUGUGCUGCUGGUUGUGUCUAAAAAAGAUGAGGAGCGUUUGUUACAAAGAGCUGAGGACAGAUGUGAAGCUCAGCAACACGUGCGGCCUGAUGUGGGCAGCAGGGAGCUCACACAGUGGAGAGCCCUGGUGAACCAGAACCCAUCCAACUUCAUCAGGAUGUGCAGGGAGUUGGAGGUGCUGCCCAACAUCUGGGCUUUACAUGAGUGGUCCAACUGGCUGACUCCCGAAGGCCAAUAUGGCACAACGAGGUUUGACACAGCGUUCUUCAUGUGCUGCUUGGAGGAGACACCGAGCACGCUGCAAGAUGAAAACGAAAUUGUUCGAUUCCAGGUGAUGACAGAUACCAGGAGUCAUUACAGGGGCACUAAAAUAACCUAA
This is a messenger RNA of Nematolebias whitei (Rio pearlfish), 875 nucleotides long. Its product is annotated as nucleoside diphosphate-linked moiety X motif 19-like. Gene Ontology annotation, molecular function: hydrolase activity, acting on acid anhydrides, in phosphorus-containing anhydrides. The coding region runs from base 69 to 875 and encodes 268 amino acids. The transcript has a single exon. The record is from RefSeq and is a predicted model, not a curated record. Gene Ontology annotation, cellular component: mitochondrion. Lineage: Eukaryota; Metazoa; Chordata; Actinopteri; Cyprinodontiformes; Rivulidae.